Pseudophryne corroboree (corroboree frog) is the source of this 763-nucleotide messenger RNA. Its product is annotated as cytochrome c oxidase subunit 4 isoform 2, mitochondrial. The transcript has 5 exons. NCBI's taxonomy places the organism in Eukaryota, Metazoa, Chordata, Amphibia, Anura, Myobatrachidae. The record is from RefSeq and is a predicted model, not a curated record. The coding region runs from base 9 to 644 and encodes 211 amino acids. Gene Ontology annotation, biological process: mitochondrial electron transport, cytochrome c to oxygen.
ACGCUGAUAUGUGGGGGAGAUGUAUUAAUGGUCAGUUCCAAAACUUGCAGCUACUGUAUCAAUUUCGACAACUGCAUUUGUUGUUGCUCUAUCUUCGCAGCAGGGACAGCUCUGUUACUAUGUUAUCAGUUAUCACUCAAAGGUCGCCGCUCUUGGCCAAAAUUAGGAUUCUGGGAGCCGUUAGUGUCAGAGCAGCCCACAGCCACGGGGACCACGAUGCCGUGCCAUAUUACACCAAGCCAGUAUAUUAUGACCAUCGUACCAUGCCUUUGCCUGAGAUCCCAUACCGUGAGACUCUGAGCUCACAAGACACAGCUCUGAAGGAAAAAGAGAAGGGGCCUUGGAAGCAGCUGAGCCUGGAAGACAAGAUUACACUUUACCACAUGAAGUUUAACCAGACGUAUGCAGAUAUGAAUAAGCCAACAAAAGAGUGGAAGACUGUGUUUGGGGCUGUUUUCUUCUUUUUCGGUCUAACCGGACUGAUUGUGUGGUGGCAGAAAUUACAUGUGUUCCCACCUCUACCACACACGCUGCAAGAUGACUGGAAAGCUAUGCAGGUUCGCAGAAUGUUGGACAUGCGUGUGGGGCCAAUCGAGGGCUUCUCCUCAAAGUGGGACUAUGAGAAGAAUGACUGGAAGAAAUAAUGGAGAGGAAAAUAGAGGAACGCCAGCACACCCGUCCCAACCAUCUGCACAUGUAACCAGUGUGUCCGUGUACUAGUUCAUCAGCAGUCCACAAUUAAACUGUCAGUGAAUCAACUUUA